UGUGGACAUCCAUAAAGAAAAGGUCGCUCGCAGAGAGAUAGGCAUUUUGACGACCAAUAAGAACACAUCGAGAACUCACAAAAUUAUAGCGCCAGCGAACAUGGAACGUCCUGUAAGGUAUAUUCGAAAACCUAUAGACUACACGGUGCUGGAUGAUGUUGGCCAUGGCGUAAAGCAUGGAAAUAACCAGCCUGCAAGAGCUGGCACCUUGUCAAGAACAAAUCCGCCUACACAAAAACCACCAAGUCCUCCCAUGUCAGGCCGGGGAACUCUGGGACGAAAUACUCCUUACAAAACCCUGGAGCCAGUCAAACCGCCCACAGUCCCCAAUGAUUACAUGACCAGUCCUGCGAGGCUGGGCAGUCAGCACAGUCCGGGAAGGACAGCUUCCUUGAACCAGAGACCAAGAACACACAGCGGUAGUAGUGGAGGAAGUGGCAGUCGAGAGAAUAGUGGAAGCAGCAGUAUUGGCAUUCCCAUUGCCGUGCCUACACCUUCACCGCCAACCAUUGGACCAGCACACAUUUCUGUUCCUCCUCCUGGAGCCCCGCCAGCACCACCACUGCCACCACCCCUCCCGAUGGGCAGUCUGAUAGCUGCUCCGGGUUCAGCUCCUGGGUCCCAGUAUGGCACAAUGACCAGGCAAAUCUCACGACACAACUCUACCACUUCUUCAGCAUCUUCUGGUGGAUACAGACGGAAUCCUUCUGUGACUGCCCCAUUUUCUGCUCAACCUCAUGUUAAUGGCGGGCCUCUUUAUUCUCAAAAUUCAAUUUCUAUUGCUCCACCCCCUCCCCCUAUGCCUCAGUUGACUCCACAGAUACCUCUCACAGGCUUCGUGGCCAGGGUGCAGGAAAACAUUGCGGAUAGCCCGACUCCUCCCCCACCACCGCCUCCCGAUGAGAUGCCGAUGUUUGAUGACUCGCCUCCUCCUCCACCCCCACCCCCCGUGGAUUAUGAGGAUGAGGAGGCUGCUGUUGUGCAGUACAGCGAUCCCUAUGCAGAUGGAGAUCCUGCUUGGGCACCUAAAAACUACAUAGAGAAAGUUGUUGCUAUAUAUGACUAUACAAAGGACAAAGAUGACGAGCUGUCGUUUAUGGAGGGUGCAAUCAUUUAUGUGAUAAAGAAGAAUGAUGACGGCUGGUAUGAAGGAGUUUGCAAUCGAGUAACUGGCUUGUUUCCUGGGAAUUAUGUUGAAUCAAUCAUGCACUAUGCUGAUUAAAAUCCUUUGCUUUUCAAAGCUGGGUCUUGUAUUCAGUCAUACCAUGGUUAUUUACAGGGGGUAAUUACAAGCUAACAGAAUUGUCUUAAUAUACUUUCAAAAAAACCUGUGCCCAUUUCUUCAGGCCAUACUGUUCUAAUGGUAUGAUUGAAUGUCCACCUCUCCAAGUCCCUGGAGAUGGUAUGUCUUACCUGAUGGCAAUUUGUAAAACAAGCAACUGUCUAUAACUGGUUAUACUUAUUUACUUAUGCAUUGUUAAUUUUAUGACCAGCCUAAAUAUUCUGGGGAAGUAGGGUAUAAUAUUUAAUGAAUCAUGAUCAGAUUGUGCCAUUACAUUUUUCAGUACAGCAUGGUAACUAACACUACGUUAGACUAACAUAUUAAAAUCUGGAUGAGAAGUUUAAUGUUAGUGCUGGUCAUAUUACUUUUUGUUUAGACUCUUUGCUCAUUCUUGAACUAUAUUUGUUUAAAGCAUGCAUACAAACUUAUGUAUUGAAAUAUACUUUUUUAAAAAUCCAAGAUGCUUCCAAUUGUUGUAAUCUUUACCUGGAGUAUUCUCACUAAAGUCUAUUACAAUGAGUUGUUUGGGUCUAAGGUGUCCAUGUGAAUCAAAAAAUGGGUGGUCUUAUGUAUGUGUAAUUUGUACCCAAGUUUUUUUAAUGAGUAAAUUUACAUUAUGACUUUUUCCAUUCAUAAAUAUAUAAGUGAACCAAA
Molecule: messenger RNA, 1936 nt
Organism: Leptosomus discolor (cuckoo roller)
Lineage: Eukaryota; Metazoa; Chordata; Aves; Leptosomiformes; Leptosomidae
Source: RefSeq, a predicted model, not a curated record